UAUUUAUACAUUAUAAAGUUUCUUUAUAUAUAAAUUAUGGCGAUAUUACAUAGAGCUCUUUUUACUUGGUUUAUAUUCUUAGUAUUCUUAAUUUUAUUAUGUUUAAGAUUAGAGUCAAGAACGCAUUGGAAUUGGUUUAUAGUAUUCAUACCAAUGUGGGUAUACGACAGUAUAUUAUUGAUUUAUGUGUUGUUUCAUAUGGUUUCCCACUGUCGAAAUGGUAUAGAAAGAUUUAGAGGUACAAUUAAUAAAAAUGUUUGGUAUAUUGCUGCAAUUGGACUCAAAAUGGCGGCACAAAUAAUUAUAUGUAUAAAAUUAGAAUACACAAAAUUAUAUCUUCCAAUCUACGUCGUCAUGACGCCUAUUUGGAUGUUAUUACCAGUACUAUGUAUUGAAGUGUUUAUGCACCUUAUAAAGCAUUCAAGCAGAAGUAGCCGUUAUUAGUGU
Messenger RNA from Papilio machaon (common yellow swallowtail), 447 nucleotides. RefSeq names its product transmembrane protein 60. The transcript has a single exon. Lineage: Eukaryota; Metazoa; Arthropoda; Insecta; Lepidoptera; Papilionidae. The coding region runs from base 37 to 444 and encodes 135 amino acids. The record is from RefSeq and is a predicted model, not a curated record.